GCGGAAAUAAAAUGAUUAUUAUUAUUUUUUAAACUGGGUCGUGCCACCAGGGUAGUUCUGUAGGCUCUGCAACUCUAACAGCGAUAGGAAAGAGGAAAGAAAGGGUCCCAGCAAUGCUAAGACAUUAAGGUGUGGCGAGUGCAACUCCUGGUGUCUUGCGGGAUGCUGCGUUCCUCCUCAACAAAGCCCCAAUCCGCCGCCAGUUCCGUCCUCAAGCAUCUCCAUGAGGGAAGGAUUCGACAGCGGAGCGGGUUCAAUAUACAGAGUUUUCCUCCUCAACCACUGGAGAUUGUAGGAUGGGUGGUGGAGGAGCGCGCGCGAAACAGAGCCUCCCGCUCCCUGGCGUCGCUCUUGUUCAAGCCAUGUCCAUUGUUGCGUGCCGUGUUGUUACUUUGUACGAGUUAAGAAGUAGGACCCCUUCUUUCUUCCCUUAUCUCGUCCAGCUCUUCACACCCUCAGCAAUUUUAGACAGUCCUGGUGGUUGCGUUGCGUUGCAGCCCCGGCUCUCCCGUCUUGUUCGAAGGAGUAGCCUCCGCUUAAGCCGUCCUCUCGCGUCGUCUCACCCAGACCCAACCAAACAAGGAUGCCAUCCUCGCGUCUGACGGGAACGUUCAUCUCGUCAAAAAGGAUGCUAGCAUUUCUGAAGUCAGGUCAGGAAAAAAGAGGGGUUCAAUA
This is a messenger RNA of Aaosphaeria arxii CBS 175.79, 675 nucleotides long. RefSeq lists its product as uncharacterized. Bases 297 to 602 code for a protein of 101 amino acids. The record is from RefSeq and is a predicted model, not a curated record. NCBI's taxonomy places the organism in Eukaryota, Fungi, Ascomycota, Dothideomycetes, Pleosporales. The transcript has a single exon.